CUUCCUUCUUCACUCCACAAACCAAAUAUUGAAGCUCUUCUUACCUUUAUCAUCAACUAACACAACACAAUGGCUUCUACUCUGAAAACACUGACAGCCACAAUUGUUCUGGUAAGCCUGCUUCUUGGAAGUACAGAGCACGUGACCGGAAUGCGUUACAUUUCCGAUUCCCCCGCUCCUAGUGAGAGCAAACAUUCAGACUUUCUAGUGAACAUGGUGCCCCAACCAUCUGGUCUCGUUCCUGGUUUUGGAAGGUUCUUGCUGCCUCCCACACCUAAGCUGCCUUUCCUUCCUUACAAAGAUCCCCUUGCUGCUGCCCCAAUCACCUCUUAUCCAACUCCUCCCAGUCGUUUUGCCUCAAACACUGGAUAUAAAUCUCGCAGUCCGAGUUCAAUAGAAGAUCAAGUUCCACCAGUGCCUCAACCAUGAGUUUUUUCUUCAACCUGUCAACAAAUAUAAGCAUUUGCUAGAUACCUUCUUCUGGUAUACAUUACAUACAAAUCUACUAGUCAUUUCAUAUCGUUGUGAUCUUUCUCUCUAUUUCUCUACUGAAAGAAAUAAUGUAUUGAAUGAAUUCCAGAGCUUUUGCUCAUAUACUAUCUAAACUAAUGACAAAUGCAACCAAAAAUAUAUUACUCUGACAACAAAAUGAGAUUAUGGACAGAGGGAUGCGAGAUUUUAAGUUUCCGUGUUCAAAGCGUCAAACCAAAAUUGCGAAUGAUGUACUUACAAUGUGAUAAGAAAACGAUCACCAUUAUCAAACCAAAGGUGAUGAAAGGGUUGGUUCUCACGCACCCAA
This is a messenger RNA of Camelina sativa (false flax), 799 nucleotides long. Lineage: Eukaryota; Viridiplantae; Streptophyta; Magnoliopsida; Brassicales; Brassicaceae. The record is from RefSeq and is a predicted model, not a curated record.